Molecule: messenger RNA, 1139 nt
Organism: Neolamprologus brichardi
Lineage: Eukaryota; Metazoa; Chordata; Actinopteri; Cichliformes; Cichlidae
Source: RefSeq, a predicted model, not a curated record
UAGAAGAAGGACUGAGUGCUGUGAGCGCUCUGCGCGAACUUUAACGCGCAGUCAGACUGCGAGAGAGGGAGGCGACUGUGAGCAGCUGCAGUAUGAACGCCCCUCACACGGACCGCCCGUGAAUCACUUUUUCCAUGUGCCGCGGAGCCGCCUCAGCCCGGCCUCCAGCUUUCCCUACAGAAGACCCCCUCCCUCGGCUCAGCGCGAAGCGGAGCUUCAGUGCGAGUGUUCACGUUAGGGAGUAACGGCCCGGACAGCGAUCGGCCACCUUAGACCAAAUGGAGCGCGUCUGACAUCGAGCCAGCCUUCGUGCCGUGUGCGCGGCGUUGACGUGCUCUGCCAUGGAUCUUCAGGUGGUUGUCUGGCUCUUCUACUGCCUUCUGCUGCCCUCCGGCCUCUUAACAGCUUGUCUUUUUCGCCUCAACAUCCUGUCAUUGGUUUACUUCUUGUACCUGCUGCUUUUACCAUGGUUCCUGUGUCCCAACAAACACACCAUCAAAGGUCACACAGGACGCUUCAUCAGAGCGAUAUUCUGCACCAGUCUGCUGUUUGUUCUGGCUCAUAUCUGCUUCCAGACAGUACUAUACACAUAUCCUCCUCUCAACACUGCAAUAGGUGAUAACUGCUCACAAUGGAAUACCAUAACCAGACAUAUAGGACUGUCGAGGCUUCCCUUGGACGACCCUUGGAAAGUGGCCCGUCUUCUGUGCCCAGACCUUGGUGUGUGUGUCGUUGCGUUGGUAACAGUCGUCCUCUGCAGCAGAUUGGUCAGGAACAGAGAAAUGGUGGCUGCUGCCAACAUUACAUCGCUAGAACAUAAUUCAACAGACGACACAGAAGACAUCGGGGAUGAUGAUAACAGUGACUGUGAUGAUGAUAAUGAAGAAGAGGCAACAGGAGAGGAAGAUGAAGAAGAGAGGUCAUUAGCUGGUGAUGCUGAUGAGGUUUCCACAGUAACCAGAGCCAAGCAGCUGGCUGAGCAGCUGAAGGCUACGGCCCAGAAAGUUCUGCGGGACCUGGGGAGGGUCUUGGCGAUUGGCCUGCUGGGUCUUGCUGGCCGACGGGGUGUUGUCGUCACCCUGCUGUGCGAGCGGGCGACGCGCACACCCAAGUUUGUGGACACGAUGACUCGAGAAUGA